Chlamydomonas reinhardtii is the source of this 4001-nucleotide messenger RNA. RefSeq lists its product as uncharacterized. Gene Ontology annotation, biological process: triterpenoid biosynthetic process. The coding region runs from base 238 to 2562 and encodes 774 amino acids. The record is from RefSeq and is a predicted model, not a curated record. Gene Ontology annotation, molecular function: intramolecular transferase activity. Gene Ontology annotation, cellular component: lipid droplet. The transcript is spliced from 20 exons. NCBI's taxonomy places the organism in Eukaryota, Viridiplantae, Chlorophyta, Chlorophyceae, Chlamydomonadales, Chlamydomonadaceae.
CACGGUGCCAUAGAAAUACAUUUGCUGCGCGAUAGGGAGCUAAGACCUGACCAGCUGGGUUCCAUCAACUUCUCCUCUUUGCCAGCGAAGUGCUCUUACGCACGCCCAGGCCUGCCAAGGCUAAACCGCGAAGAGAUACCAUAUUGACUCCUUACAGAGCUUGAGGCGACCAGCGCGCCCAGGAAGCGCGGGGGCUUGUAACGCAUUCGUCUAGUGCUUCUUAAAUAGUGGACUGCCAUGUGGAAAUUCAUUUCUGCCGGCACAACUGGCGGUCCGCUGCUGCGCUCGCUGAAUGGGAACAAAGGACGCCAGACUUGGGAGUAUGACCCAGCGGCAGGCACCCCUGAGCAGCGCGCUGAGGCGGAGCGUCUGCGCGAAGAGUUCACAGCCAAUAAAGAUAAACACCACCACUCGGGCGAUGAGCUGCUGCGCCUGCAGUCCGCGGACCGCAUUCGCGCCAAGAAGCAUUCCCCGCCAUCCGGCCCGGUGCCUGACGCGCCCGACGCUGAGCGCGUGGAGGAGCAUCUAAAGGGUGCGAUCAGCUUCUAUGAGUGCCUGCAGCAGGAGGACGGCCACUUUCCGGGUGAUUACGGUGGCCCGAUGUUUCUGCUGCCUGGCCUGGUCAUCACGCUCUACACCUGCGGUGCGCUAGACCAGAUCUUCAGCCCCGCUCACAAGAAGGAGGCCCUGCGCUACCUGCACAACCACCAGAACGAGGACGGCGGCUUCGGUCUGCACAUUGAGGGUGGCAGCACCAUGUUCGGCACCGGCCUCAACUACGUGAUGGCCCGGCUGCUGGGGCUGGCGGCGGAGGAGCCGCUGUGCGUCAAGGCGCGGGAGUGGAUGCACGCCCGCGGCGGUGCCACCUACAUAACCAGCUGGGGCAAGUUCUGGCUGGCGGUGCUGGGCGUGUACAGCUGGGACGGCAUGAACCCGCUCACGCCCGAGAUGUGGCUGCUGCCACACAACAAGUGGACGGGCAUCGGCAUGCUGCACCCGGGCCGCUUCUGGUGCCACUGCCGCAUGGUGUACCUGCCCAUGAGCUACGUGUACGGCAAGCGCGGCACGUGCCAGGAGACGCCGCUCACCGCCGCCAUCAGGCAGGAGCUGUACCCCAUGCCGUACGGCCGGGUCGACUGGAACGCCGCCCGCAACCAGUGCGCCAAGGAGGACCUGUACUACCCCCACCCCCUGGUGCAGGACAUCCUGUGGUGGGCGCUGUACAAGGCUGAGAACGUGCUGCAGGGCAGUUGGCUGCGGCGGGCGGCGCUGGCCGAGUGCAUGAAGCACAUACACUACGAGGACGAGAACACGCGCUAUGUGGACAUCGGGCCUGUCAACAAGGUGAUCAACAUGCUGGCCUGCUGGCUGGAGGAGCCCGGCGGCAAGGCCUUCCAGAAGCACCUGCCCCGUGUGCACGACUACCUGUGGGUGGCGGAGGACGGGCUGAAGAUGCAGGGCUACAACGGCAGCCAACUGUGGGACACCAGCUUCGCAGUGCAGGCCAUCGCCGAGGCCGGGCUGCUGCAGGUGUCGGGCCACUGCCUGCGCAAGGCGCACGAGUACGUGGAGCAGAGCCAGGUGAUUGAGGAGGCCGCGGCGCCGCUGUCCGCCUACUACCGCCACAUCAGCAAGGGCGCCUGGCCCUUCUCAUCGCGCGACCACGGCUGGCCCAUCUCCGACUGCUCCAGCGAGGGACUGAAGGCGGCGCUCACGCUUGCGCUGCUGCCAGAGGAGCUGGCGGCGCUCACACUGGCGCUGUUGCCGGAGGAGCUGGUGGGCCCCGCCAUCUCGCCCGAGCGGCUGUACGACUGCGUCAACGUCAUCCUGAGCUACCAGAACCGGGACGGCGGCAUGGCCACGUACGAGAACACGCGCAGCUUCCACUGGCUGGAGAUCCUGAACCCCGCCGAGACGUUUGGCGACAUCAUCGUGGACUACAGCUACGUCGAGUGCACCAGCGCCUGCAUCACCGCGCUGUGCAGCUUCAGGAAGCAGCACCCCGGCCACCGGGCCGCGGAGAUCGCCGCCUCCCUCAAGCGGGCCGAGGCCUUCAUCCGCUCCAUCCAGCGCAAGGACGGCUCCUGGUACGGCUCCUGGGGCGUGUGCUUCACCUACGCUUGCUGGUUCGGCGCCACUGGGCUGGCGGCGCUGGGGCACACGUACGCCAACGACGAGGCGCUGCGGCGGUGCGCGGCCUUCCUGGCGGACAAGCAGCGGGCGGACGGCGGCUGGGGCGAGAGCUACCUCAGCUGCCAGGACAAGGUGUACAGCCACCUGGAGGGGGACAGCCACGUGGUGAACACGGCCUGGGCCAUGUUGGCGCUCAUGGCGGUGGGAUACCACAAGGUGGACCCGGAGCCGCUGCGGCGCGGCGCCGUGUUCCUGAUGCGCAUGCAGCAGCCCAGCGGCGACUGGCCGCAGCAGCACAUCAGCGGCGUGUUCAACCGCAACUGCAUGAUCACCUACGCCAACUACCGCAACAUCUUCCCCAUCUGGGCGCUGGGCCACUUCCGGCGCCUGGUGCUGCUGGGCGAGGAGGAGAUCAAGAUCAACAGCUGAGCUGCUGCUGGGCGAGGAGGAGAUCAAGACCCACAGCUGAGUUGCUGCUGGAGAGAUCCGCAAAGCUGAGCUGCUGUGAGAUCUGCAGCUGAAGAGGUCCUCAGUAGCAGCUGGGUUGCGGCCCGCAGCUUGGCGCUGAGGGGAUGAGCACUAAAUCCUUUUCCCUCGUGAGUUGUUAAUGCCGGGAAGCGGCCGUCUUCUUUUUACAUGCUAUAUAGAGGAGUUGGACUGGGACUUGGUGUUGUUUGCUGUUUGUGUAGUGGCGCGUUGGAGUGUCGGACGUGCUAUGAAAUCACGGCGGUGUGACUGCACGGCCGUGGGUUGCUCCCGGGUACGUAGUUGUAAUACCUAAGGGGUGUUAGGAAGCGAAGCGCGAAGCUAGAUAGGUGUGCUUGAGCGUGUGCGCGCGGCGGCCGAGUGGCCUGCCGCUGCAGAGGGGCUGUUGGGCGGGCCCGGGUGCUGUGGGGGCCGAGUGUUGAAGGUCUGGGGCCCGCAAGGGCGGGCGCCGCAAGGGCGGCACGCGAUGCCUUGGGGGACUGGGGUGAACCAAGCGCGGGGUGAGGAAUAUGAGGCGUGCAAUUUGGAAGACUGGUUGAACGAAUGCGGGGUCGCAUGGUGCUUGCUCAAGUGCCAAAUGAGAUGUGCGCGUGCAGUUUCGGAUUGGCUGUCGGCGUCAGGCACGCCGCAGGGCCAUUGCUGUACGCAGCAGAGCCGCGAGCGCGGAGCCCAAUUUUGUCGGAGGCAUGCGUGGGCGCUGCUGACGCCGUGUGAGCAAGGUGUGUAUGAGGCGCGGGGAGUCAAAAUGUGGAGUGUGGAGUGAGCGUGGGCACGGGUAAGGAGCCGUUGGCAAGUGCCGGGCGGAGCGGGGCGGACCUACAGUCCGGGCUCACUGCGGACAUGGCCACCGUGCAAAACGAAGCAACGUGCGAUGGGACAGGGUAUAAGGCAGGUUGAGUUAAGGUGUAACCCGCUAAAGGAACGUCGGGCCAGAAACGGAAAUAGGUUAAGCGGUUUGUGCCGGGCGUGUUUCGUGUGUGCGUUCUUGUGUGCGUUGGGCUAGCUUGGGGCCCCAGCCUCGCCUUCCUUGUACAGGUUUGCAAUGUGCGUUGCAAUUGGCGCCGCAAACGGCUCGCCGCGUGCGUUUUACAUGGCACAACACAAGUACAUCUCCAUGCGUGAAUGUUGGUCACGUGCAUGAAGACUGCUGGCUUUGUGGCCUGUUGAGGGCUGGGAGUGGCUGUUGGGCGGGCUAACCGUUAUGCCCAUAUUGCUGUGCGUCAGGCACUCAGGCUCCGGCCUCACACACCCUGACCUCGCCACUGGAGUACACACUAGUACACGGAGGGCCACUUGUGGGCACCCUUGACCCCUGACCCGCCCUGCUGCUGUCGUGCUGCAAACACUGCUCUCAGCCGAACGCACUCCGUCCACGGCCAGUC